Molecule: messenger RNA, 2022 nt
Organism: Penicillium diatomitis
Lineage: Eukaryota; Fungi; Ascomycota; Eurotiomycetes; Eurotiales; Aspergillaceae
Exons: 4
Coding region: 1-2022 (673 amino acids)
Source: RefSeq, a predicted model, not a curated record
AUGCCCUCGAACCCGGCCGCUGAGGCUUUUUCCAAAGAGUGGGAACGAUGCUUCGACAGGAAGCCGAUUUCUGCAAAGAAGUCCGCUUCCUCUCUCUUCUUCCCCCCCUCACCCUCCGAUGGUAGACCGCAAUGGACAUUGAAUGGUCGGGGCUUAAAUGGCUGGCCCGGUUUCCUUUUCAUCUUGUUCUCUCAGCAAACUGUCGCUCCUCUUUCCUACUCCCCUCUUCUGACUCGUCCCCGCCGCUCACCUCAUGCCAUGUCCAGAAACCCGAUCAUUGCCGAUCUCGAUGUGGAACACAACGAGCUAGCGCAGACCUGGAAAACAUUCAAUCGCUUUCUGCCCCCCAGUAGCCGAACCCAACGUGGCGAUCAGGCCCCCGGAAUUGACGAUCUGAUUCUCCUCAUUCGUGAGGUACAGAAGACAUGGAAAUCACACCCGCGCAAACGAGUCUUCGACCGCCCACUCGCUCUGUGCGACCAGCUGGUGCCGACCUUGUCCAUCCAUGACACACUGAUGACUGUGCUGCCAGAUAACAGUCUCUUUCACACUCCAUUACUAUACAGCGUACUCCAGACGGUGAUCAAGGCCGCGUCGCUAUACCCACCAGUCAUUGAGAUCUUCCUAAACGCGCUUCUGGAGAUUCACCAUGAACUCAGAGCCCCGGCAGAGCCGCUCUCUACCUCACUCCACCUCUUUCCGGUUGCGAAUAUCUAUGCUCGAUAUUUCUUCUUCCUCACCGAAUUCAUGGACUGGUUCACCCGGCGUUCGACAUGCGAGUUACUGAAAAGUCACAGCCAUGAUGGAUACUCGGAAUUCCAUCACCUGAUCACAGCGAUCCAAGCGCAGGCGGGAGCCCUCGCGGAGUCGGCCGACUGCAUGGAUGUGGACGAAAAGGUGAACACAGCACACAGUCCGCGUGCCUUGUGGGUCGAAUCUCAGCUCAGUCAGAUCGGACGGGAGGGCACAGAACGACGCAUUGCUGCGCAAAAUACAAUCACCCGUCGUCUCAUCUGGGAGAUCCAGCAAGACGCCGAGGAACGAGCUCGGAUUCGACAGCAGAAGAGCCAGCUCUUGACGGAGAUGCUGAGAAACGUGAAUGCGCAGAUUCGGCCUGUUGGUGACUCCGACAACCGAACACUUUGCAUGGCCAGCGCUGCGCCGGAUGUUGCAUCCGCUUUCGAGUGGUUCCGCGUAUCCAGGCGUCGUUUGGCUCGUCUGGAGCUGCAAAGUGCCUCCAAACACCUCGAGGCCUUCUUUGCCAGCGACGACCAAGUUCCCGACAUCGACCCUACCGCUCAACUUCUCGUCGAGAGCAAGGUCGUUGCUACACUCCAAACAUGGGCAACUACCCCGAGGUCACAGGCCCUAGCCCUUGGUGGCUCUGCCGGCAGCUUCUCCGGUCCGGCUCCGAACCCCGUGGCUCUCAUCUCUGCCUGCUACGCAUCCGCUGCCCGACACGCGCAGCUCCCGAUUGUUUCCCACUUCUGUUCCCUCCCCGCGGACGAGAAGAAGGGCCUGACCUUACAGCAACAGGGUCUGAUUGCACUCACCUACAGUCUCAUUCGGCAACUGGUCAAUUGCCUCCCCACCGUCGUCGAUAGUGAUUCGUUGCUCGAUGUCAGUGCGGAGCGAUUCCGCCAAUUGGACGGUACAAUCCACAGCUGGAAAGCGGCCUUGAGCUUGGUUGAUACCCUGCUGCACUUUGUUCCUCCGUUGCUCGUGUGCGUGAUCGACGGAAUUGACAUGAUUCAUGAUUCCUCGACCGAUGAUGCGAUUCGAGACCUCAUCAGAAUUCUCCUCACCCAUACGGGGCAUCGACUCCAGCCCGCAAAUAGCGAAUGCUCGACCCCCACUUUUUUGUUCAAGAUCCUCUUCACCGUGACCGGGCGGUCCAGUGCGCUGGAAGAAGUCAUGUCGGAGAACCACAUUCCCACACGUGAGCCGACCCAGGCGACCGAGCACGCUGCCACGGAGCCAGUCCUUUCUUCCGACCUUGGAGCCGUCUUGAUGAAUGCUUGA